AUGCCGCCGUCCAAAGUGCCCACGUCCUUCCUGUGCCCGAUCACACACGAGGUGAUGCGGGACCCCGUCUCAACCUCGGACGGCCAGUCCUACGAGCGCCGCGCGAUCGAGCAUUGGCUGCAGCACAGCAACCUAUCACCCCUCACGGGCGAGCAGCUUCACUCAAAGGCGCUCACGCGCAACCACGCGCUGAGGAACGCCAUCGGAGAGUACGAUCGCGCGCAGCCGGGGCUCUGUCUAAAGGUGAUCCUGCUCGGCGACUCGGGCGUGGGGAAGACGAGUCUGCUGCACCGCGCCCAGAACGCCACCUUUAGUGAGGGCGCGACCGCCACGAUCGGCUGCGCCUUUUGCCCGCACACUGUGGAGCUGCCGAGCGGCCGCGUGGUCGAGCUGCACAUCUGGGACACGGCCGGGCAGGAGAAGUACCGCGCCUUUGCGCGCCAGUACUUCCGCGGCUCAGACGCGGCCGUGGUGCUCUUCGACCUCAGCAACCGCGCCUCGCUCGACGGUGCGCAGCGCUGGAUCGAUGAGCUGCGGGCCGAGUUGCCCGAGCAGCCGGGCCUGUCGCUCACGCUCGCGGGCUCGAAGCGCGACCUCUGCCCAAAGGCGCGGCAGGUCAAGACGCAGGAUGCCAAGGCCGUGGCGGCAGCCAACGGCGCGAGCUAUCUGGAGGUGAGCGCGAGGGACGGGAUGAACGUUGCGGAGCUAUUUGCCGCCGUCGCGGCGAGCGUCGACCCCGAGAGCCGGCCCGCCUCCCGCGGCGUUAAGCUCGACGACUCGAGUCGAGACGGCCGCCGCGACUGGCCCGGCUGCUGCUAG
Messenger RNA from Emiliania huxleyi CCMP1516, 819 nucleotides. It is a transcript of the gene Rab5L-1, whose product is annotated as Rab5L, rab family GTPase. Bases 1 to 819 code for a protein of 272 amino acids. Lineage: Eukaryota; Haptophyta; Isochrysidales; Noelaerhabdaceae. The record is from RefSeq and is a predicted model, not a curated record. The transcript has 2 exons. Gene Ontology annotation, molecular function: GTP binding; GTPase activity; ubiquitin-protein transferase activity. Gene Ontology annotation, biological process: protein ubiquitination.